UUCCUAAAAAAAAACUCUAACAUCACCGUUAAGAAAAAGGUAACAGCAUUUCAUUUGAUUUCACCAUCCAUGGAAGGACCAAAAGCACAUGUACCUGUAGCUCCUGCCGCAACUCAACAAACUCUUCAAACUCCUUCAACCAAGAAGAGACCAUUCGAAUCUGAUUCCAAUUCCACUUCCAAUUACAUCAAAAUCCGUGCUCUAGUUCGUGACCUUCGUCCCCAGUUCAUCCAGGUUCUCCAAACUCCUGACUACAAAAAUUGCAGUGCAUCAAUUGAAAUUCGAGACAAGCUGAAAAUUGUGCUGAAGUUAUACAAUGAUAUGAAAGCAGAUGUAGUUUCACUAGCGAAGCAGCAGCCUCCACGUUUCAAGUCUCCGGAGCAAACUCAAGUAGAGAAAACUUUUGCUCGACCACCUGUGGUGGAAGACAGGCAGGCACUAGGGACACAUGUUGUUGGAGGAUCAGCUUUUGGCUGGAAUUUCAUCACUUUUCCAGCCAUGGAUUCUGUCUAUUAUGGUAGGACGAAGGAACAAUUUCGGUCAGGAAAAAUGACAGAGUAAUCCUUUGGUGUCAUGGCACCGCAAUCAAGGUCUUACAACAUGCGCAACCCGUCCAUUUGAAAACUUGUUCAUUCAAACAAAAGUAUAGUGUAUCAGUUUCCAUACAAAAAAUAUUAAAUUAAAUUCAGCAAGACACUAGGCACAUUUUUGGUUAUAUUUUUACUAGUAGUUGGACUUCAUCUGGAAAGCAAAUCAUGUUUUUUCAUUAAAAUUUUACUGAAAAAAAGGAUAA
Molecule: messenger RNA, 793 nt
Organism: Medicago truncatula (barrel medic)
Lineage: Eukaryota; Viridiplantae; Streptophyta; Magnoliopsida; Fabales; Fabaceae
Exons: 3
Coding region: 70-561 (163 amino acids)
Source: RefSeq, a predicted model, not a curated record